Ctenopharyngodon idella (grass carp) is the source of this 2273-nucleotide messenger RNA. RefSeq names its product UDP-glucuronosyltransferase 2C1-like. The transcript is spliced from 6 exons. Gene Ontology annotation, molecular function: UDP-glycosyltransferase activity. The record is from RefSeq and is a predicted model, not a curated record. Bases 347 to 1933 code for a protein of 528 amino acids. NCBI's taxonomy places the organism in Eukaryota, Metazoa, Chordata, Actinopteri, Cypriniformes, Xenocyprididae.
UCAGCCACUAUUUCGGGCCAUAAAUGUGAAAGUGUGUUUCGUGGGGCCAGGGAAGAGCGACGAGGUGCAGGAACAAAAUUACCCACAGGAAGCAGGAAAAAACAUGUUUUUCUCAAUAUUUUUUUUCUAAACUUGCAUGUAUAUAUCAUUCACUGCUUGAAAUUUCAUGUCAACUACAUAUUUACAAAUAAUUUUACCACAAAAUAUUUUAAAGAUAACUUUUACCUGAACAGUUUAUUGAUUGAUCUCAACCAUGACUUUGCUCUUCUAGGUUAAUGAUUAUACUGUAACUGACAGUAUAUGAUUGUGGGACACUGAGUGAUCACACACUCUAUCGCUGGCAAUUAUGAGAUUCAUAGUCGGUUUUCUUUUCUUACUCACUGUGUUCGGCCCUACAAAGUGUGGGAAUAUUUUAGUUUGGUUUACUGAGGGCAGUCACUGGAUCAAUCUGAAGAUUGUGUUGGAAACAUUGAUUGACAGAGGACAUGAUAUCACAGUGCUGGUGCCAAAUGCCUCUCUCUUCAUGCAUGCCAAUGAAUCAGACCGCUUCACCUACCAGCCCUUCAGUGUGUCCAUGUCUGCGCAGGACAUGCAAGACUCCUUUGAGGAUUUUUUACAUUUCUCAAUGUAUGAGAUGGAUCAGUUAAACUUGCUGCAAAUUCAUAUCAGAUUCUACCAGCUUGUCUCCAGAGAUCAAGAUUUGUGUCUUGCAUACUGUGAUGGUGCUCUGAAAUCUCCAGAGUUGAUGGACAAAUUGCAGCAUGGGAAGUUUGACGUCAUGCUGGCCGAUCCAAUCUUUCCAUGCAGUGAGGCAUUAGCUGAAAAGCUGGACAUUCCCUUAGUGUACUCAUUACGAUUUUCCAUUGCUCACACUGUAGAGCGGAUGUGUGGUCAGAUACCAGCGCCACCAUCAUAUGUUCCUGGAGCCAUGAGUAAACUCACUGACGAGAUGAGCUUCACAGAGCGAAUCAUCAAUAUGCUGUUCUACCUUUCACAAGAUACUUUGGCCAUUAGUCUGUGGAAAAAAAUUGACAACUAUUACACUGAAUAUUUUGGAUGGCCCACUUCCUAUUGUGAGAUGAUGGGUAAAGCUGAUAUCUGGUUAAUCAGAACCUACUGGGAUUUUGAGUUUCCACGGCCAUUCCUGCCCAACUUCAAAUUCAUUGGAGGGCUUCACUGCACCCCUGCCAAGCCAUUACCCAAGGAUCUAGAGGAGUUUGUGCAGAGCUCAGGGGAUGAUGGGAUUGUGGUCUUCACUCUGGGGUCCAUGGUAAACAACAUAACCAAAGAGAGGAGCAAUACGAUCGCCUCUGCACUGGCACAGAUCCCACAGAAGGUCUUGUGGCGAUAUGCCGGAGACAAGCCAGAUACUCUUGGUGAAAACACCAGAAUAUACGAAUGGAUCCCUCAGAAUGAUUUAUUGGGCCACCCCAAAACCAAAGCAUUUAUCACUCAUGGGGGCACUAAUGGGAUAUAUGAGGCCAUAUAUCAUGGUGUGCCGAUGGUCGGGAUCCCCUUGUUCGGUGACCAGCCAGAUAAUUUGGCUCAUAUGAAGGCCAAGGGUGCUGCUGUUGUCAUGGACUUCAGCAGUAUGCAGAUUCAAGACCUGGUGGAUGGACUUAGUGCCGUCAUUAACAACCCCUCGUAUAAAGAGAACACUAUGCAUUUGUCCAGGAUUCAUCAUGACAGACCAAUGACACCUUUGGAUGAGUCUGUGUUCUGGAUCGAGUUCGUCAUGCGCAAUAAAGGUGCUAAACACCUGCGUGUAGAAGCGCACAACCUUACCUGGUACCAGUACCACUGUCUGGAUGUGUUCGCUUUUCUGUUCACUAUCCUGACUGUAGUCCUCUACGUCUUUUUUAAGUUGUGCAAAUUCUUCAUAAUGCGUUGCUGUUUUAGAUCAAAGCGGAAAAGCAAAAGAAAAAACGAGUGAUUGAUUUUGACUGAUAAAUAAAUACAGCUCAUAUACAGUAUAUAUGCAUCUUGGGCACGCUAGAUUUCUCACAACUGCUGAUUAUUUAUAUUUUUUGCUUUGGUGUGCCAGUAAGAAAUAUCUGUUUAUGUUUCCAGUUAAUUGUAAUAAUCCUGAUACUAUUUCAAUGAAGAAAAAGUAAAAUACUGGACCAUAUUGCCUUAAAGUGUGUACCUUUUAUCAAAGCAGUUUAGCAUUUCUCAGUCUUACACAUCAAGCAAGCAUGAUUAAGCUUCCGUUUACCACAUCUGAUAUGUGAGUUGAUGAAUGUUUAUGUGAAUAAAAGACUAAGUUAAAUCUG